Pseudozyma hubeiensis SY62 is the source of this 1305-nucleotide messenger RNA. RefSeq names its product transcription initiation factor. Lineage: Eukaryota; Fungi; Basidiomycota; Ustilaginomycetes; Ustilaginales; Ustilaginaceae. The record is from RefSeq and is a predicted model, not a curated record. Gene Ontology annotation, cellular component: transcription factor TFIIE complex. The transcript has a single exon. Gene Ontology annotation, biological process: transcription initiation at RNA polymerase II promoter; transcription open complex formation at RNA polymerase II promoter. Bases 1 to 1305 code for a protein of 434 amino acids.
AUGUCGAGCAUCACCAGCUUCGGCCGUGCUGGUCACGAUUCCGACGUCAAACUAGCCAGCGAAGAGCAGCUUGCUACCAUCCGCAGAAUGGCCCAGAUCGUCGCACGCAUCUUCUACGAAGAUCGACACGUUGUCCUCAUGGAUCAGCUCGUCAGCAUCACUGUUCUUCCAGCCGACAUUCUCGCACAUCGCCUCGGCAUCCAGGUCAAGGAGCUCGCAGCUCUUUCGUCCAAGCUGUUGGAGGACAAGCUUAUCUGCACGUUCCGCCGAAACGAGAUCAGAGACGCCAUCACGAAUCGUAGCGUACCUCGAACCUACUACUAUCUCGACUUCAAGCUGUUCCUCGAUGUUACAAAGUGGCGCAUGAUGUCGAUCCGCAAGAAGAUCGACACUCGCCUCCGAAACGAGCUCGACAACAAAGGAUACGUCUGUCCCAGGUGCAAAAAGUCAUACUCCACCCUCGAGGUGGCGCAUCUGCUCGACAUGUUUCGCAACGUCUUUGUCUGCGAGACUCCGGGAUGCAGCACCGAGCUCGUCGACAACGAAGAAGCAGAGGACGUCAAGAGGAGCAAGGACAGUCUCAUGCGCUUCAACGAGCAGCUAUCCACCUUGCUCGGAGGUCUCCGUCACACAGAGGGCAUCACGCUUCCGCCUCUCGAUGUCGGCGCUUGGCUCACCAAGCAUGCCGCUUCACAGCCUUGGUUCGCCAACAGGUCCGACGACGCUUCUUUCGCUCCCUCCUCCUCGACUGUCAACGGUGCUCCGGCUCUGCACGUCGAUCUCGCGUCCAACGAUCCGGCGGCCGAAGCCGCUCGUCGACUCGCCAAGCAGAAGGCAGAAGACGAACAGCGAAAGCAGAACGCCCUUCCCGCAUGGCACCUUGCCAGUACCGUCAGCGGCGAGCAAACCGCUCUGGGUCGCAAGCAGCAACGUCUUCACUCUUCCAAUGGCUAUGAUGUCGACGAGGGCAAGGAAGACGACGACGCCGACGAUGACGAUUACUAUGCGCAGUACGCCAGCUUGCAGACAGCAGAGGCGGCCGCAGCCGCAGCAGACUCGUCAUCCAAGCCCAGUCAAGCACCUUCAGUUGAUGAGGAAGAUUUUGAAGACUUCGAACCUGUCACACAACCACCGGCCGAUGCGAGCAUACAGCGAAAGCGAUCACGGUCUGCCUCAGCCAGUGACGCCGACAAUAAGCGCGCCAAGCCUACAACACCCGUGGACUCCGCUGCGACCGGUGCUGCCAUGGCAGAGAACGGCGACGACGACGACGAUGGCAUGGACGACUUUGAAGAUGUCGUGUAG